Molecule: messenger RNA, 4020 nt
Organism: Polyodon spathula (Mississippi paddlefish)
Lineage: Eukaryota; Metazoa; Chordata; Actinopteri; Acipenseriformes; Polyodontidae
Product: semaphorin-6D-like
Exons: 19
Coding region: 414-3641 (1075 amino acids)
Biological process (GO): axon guidance; negative chemotaxis; negative regulation of axon extension involved in axon guidance
Molecular function (GO): semaphorin receptor binding; chemorepellent activity
Source: RefSeq, a predicted model, not a curated record
UAAGGUAGAAGGGGAGGGCUGCCUUGGUGUCAUUUGAUCGGCCAUGGGCUUUGAAGAUCAGAAAGCUUACACAGCUGGGCCUACUGACAACACAUAGGUUUGUGAGUCGGUGGCAAAAGGGCUUGUGUCUUGGCAGUGGAAUUAAAGGGAAUUGUAGGGGACGCGCACAACUGAAUAAAAACACAGCACUGGCCGGACAUACUGGCAUCACAGAGGAUGGAUGCUAACCGGUAAUCCGUGAGUCUGAGAAGUUUUCCCGUGUGUCAAUUGGAUAUAUAAUAAGUCUAUACUGGACUUAUUCUGGAUCUAAAUCGACAAGAGGAUUUGACAUCGUUUUUGUGAAUGUUACACAAAACGUUCAGGUAAGGUCUACACUUUUCUGAAGCAGGAAGCUUUUACUUUCUGUGUCAACCAUGGGGCUGGGAAUACAGCUUUUUCUCAGUGUGGUGAUACUUACGACUUCACAGUUGGUGGCGGUCAGCUUUCCUGAAGAUGAUGAACCCAUUGACACUGUAGACUACCACUAUUCAAGGCAAUAUCCUGUAUUCAGAGGACGUCCUUCAGGCAACGAAUCUCAGCACAGGCUGGACUUUCAGCUGAUGGUGAAAAUUCAAGACACACUUUUCAUAGCUGGCAGGGAUCAGGUCUACACUGUCAGCCUAAAAGAAUCAUAUAGGAAUGAAAUCGUUCCUUACAGGAAAUUAACAUGGAGAUCCAGGCAGCAAGACAGGGAAAACUGUGCCAUGAAGGGAAAGCACAGAGAUGAAUGCCAUAAUUUCAUAAAGGUCUUCGUUCCAAGAAAUGAUGAUCUGGUUUUAGUCUGUGGCACAAACGCUUUCAACCCCAUGUGCAGAUAUUACAGAUUGGACAACCUGGAAUAUGACGGUGAAGAAAUUAGUGGUUUGGCAAGAUGCCCAUUCGAUGCCAAGCAGACCAAUGUUGCCAUAUUUGCUGACAGCAAACUUUACUCUGCAACGGUGGCAGAUUUCCUGGCAAGUGAUGCAGUCAUAUAUCGCAGCAUGGGAGAUGGAUCAGCCUUGAGAACAAUAAAAUACGAUUCUAAGUGGUUAAAAGAGCCACACUUUCUACAUGCCUUAGAGUAUGGGAAUUAUGUGUACUUCUUCUUUAGAGAAAUAGCAGUGGAACACAAUAAUCUGGGGAAGGCUGUGUAUUCCAGAGUGGCACGCAUAUGUAAAAAUGACAUAGGUGGCUCCCAAAGAGUACUAGAAAAACACUGGACCUCAUUUGUGAAGGCUCGCCUCAACUGCUCUGUUCCUGGGGAUUCGUUUUUCUAUUUUGAUGUUCUGCAAUCCAUCACGGACAUAAUAGAAAUCAAUGGCAUCCCCACGCUUGUUGGCGUAUUUACCACACAGCUUAAUAGCAUUCCAGGAUCUGCUGUGUGUGCUUUCAGCAUGGAUGAUAUUGAAACCGUGCUCAGCGGCAGAUUUAAAGAACAAAAAACUCCGGACUCUGUUUGGACAGCUUUUCCUGAAGAUAGAUUACCUAAACCUAGGCCUGGCUGCUGUGCAGGACAUGGUCUGGCAGAGUCUUACAAAACCUCCAUUGAUUUCCCCGACGAAACCCUAUCCUUUAUCAAAUCCCAUCCUUUGAUGGAUUCUGCUGUCCCAUCCGUCACUGAGGAGCCCUGGUUCACAAAGACUCGCGUCAAGUACAGGCUCACUGCAAUUGCAGUGGACAAUUCGGCAGGUCCUUAUCAAAACUACACAAUACUUUUUAUUGGCUCCGAAGCAGGCGUGGUCCUCAAAGUCUUGGCAAAGGCUCCCCUUUCUCUGAAUAACAGCGUUUUACUGGAAGAGAUUGAUGUCUUUAACCAUGGAAAGUGUCUAUCCAACAGUGAGGAAGACCAAAAGAUCAUGUCACUUCAGUUGGACACCGAUAAUCAUGCCUUGUUUGUGGCCCUUUCAAGCUGUGUGAUCAAGAUACCACUCAGUCGCUGUGAACGUCAUGGCUCCUGUCAAAAGUCUUGUAUCGCAUCACGGGAUCCAUAUUGUGGCUGGAUGGCUGACGGAUCAUGUGAAAGGAUUCAACCGGGUAUGAUCUCUGGGUAUGAACAAGAUGUGGAACAUGGCAACACCAUGCGACUUGGAGGUUGUCACGAAUUUGUGGCUACUACAGCUAUGCCAGAUUACAAAACAUUUGGCGAUCCAACAUCUGACAUGGCGUUGUCAUCACCCCCUGCCACCACAAUGGCAUCUGGCCCUAUAGUUUCACCAAAAGCCAUUGGCCCACUCUUACCUGAACUGAUUGGUUCACGGAAAUUUGUGCUCCAAGAUGAUCCUGACACUUCUGAUUUUUAUGAUCCAUUAUCAGGGGUCCCAAAGGGUGUGUGGGAGGUUCAGUCAGGAGACUCCAAUCAAAUGGUUCACAUGAAUGUCCUGAUCACCUGUGUUUUUGCUGCUUUUCUCCUGGGUGCCUUCAUAGCUGGCGUGGCAGUUUACUGUUACAGAGAUGCUUUCAUACGAAAACCCAGGAAAAUUCACAAAGACGCUGAAUCGGCUCAGUCUUGCACAGACUCAAGUGGAAGCUUUACAAAACUAAAUGGAUUGUUUGAUAGCCCAGUGAAGGAAUACCAGCAAAAUAUUGAUUCGUCUAAGCUGUACACAAGCUUAUUGAGUAAUGGGAAAGAUAUGCCGACUAAUGGAGACACAAAGACGAUGAUAUUGAGCAGCCAUAGUCAACCUCCAGAACUAGCUGCUCUUCCAACUCCCGAGUCUACCCCAGUUCUUCAGCAGAAAAGCAUGCAGCCUAUUAAGAACCAGUGGGAGAAAGCUAAUAAUGUAAAGGUUUCGAGAAAGGAAUCUCCUCUCAAAAGCCCUCAGUAUUUUCCAUCUAGCCCUCCACCUCACUCCCCUAUUGGACACGGACAUAUUCCAAGUGCUGUUGUUCUUCCGAAUGCUACCCAUGACUACCGUGCUUCCUUCUCAAAUCCAGAUUUCCACAGAUCUGAAAGGAAAAUGCAGAAGAUUGAUCAGCCUGCAUGUGGAAAAUCAAGCAAAAAAGACCAGAGACGAUCUGUGGAUGCAAGGAAUACCCUGAAUGACCUUCUGAAACAUUUAAAUGAAACGAACAGCAAUCCAAAAUCUAUACUUGGAGAAGUCCCCAUGACCCACCAAAGCCUGCCACUGGACCCGAUGACAGAGAUGCCACCUAAGAUUCCCAGUAGAGAGGCUUCUCUUUAUUCUCCCUCUUCCACUCUUCCAAGAAACAGCCCAACUAAACGGGUUGAUGUGCCCAGUACUCCAACAACACCAACAAUACCAAUGAACACAUUAGAAAGACAGAGGGGGUAUCACAGAAGUUCUUCACAAAGGCACUCACUGUCUGGCCUGCCUAAAAACAUUAACUCACCAAAUGGUGUGCUAUUGUCAAGACAACCUAGUAUGAACAGAGGGGGAUAUAUUACUCCCAACCCCCCAUCUAGAUUAGACUUGCAUGGAACACCAAUUGGUGUUCAUUCUCAACCCUCUUUAUCCAGACAGAGCAGCUACACAGGGCAUGGCUCACUUCCACGAACUGGAAUCAAGAGGACACCCUCCAUAAAACCAGAUGUUCCUCCAAAACCCAAUGGGUUUGUUCCUCAGACUGCUCCAAUGAGACCAGUAAACAAAUACAGCUACUAAAGUUUGUAUUCACUUUGCGAAAGAACCAGGUGUAGUUGCAUCCUACCGAGAGGUGUUACUGAUGUUGUAGAAAGACUAUGGAAAGGUGGAAAAGCAAGUGGCCAAAGAAGCUACUUCCAACAGCAUCAUCUUCUCUUUUUUUUGCAAACUAUGCCAGGAGGACAGCAAGUUUUCUGUUUCAAUACGAGGACAAGAGGUGGUUGUGACUUGUGUUGCACUCAAGUCUGGAGCUGAGGAAAAUCAAACUGCUUGGAGGGACUUAAGAGUUUGUUUUAUGCCAAUUUUGGCAUUCUGAAUUACCAUGCAAGAAUACUUGAAUGGGUUCCGUUAUUCACUGCCACAGAGCAUUGUCUUCCCAUUUAAUGUGAAAUUGGGGGGG